UUCAUCCGACGUUGCUCCGAGAGUCACAGAUAUGAAGAAAAGUGUCCUGUUGUUUUCGAUCGUUUCUUUGGCGAUGGCCCUGGUCGGUGCGAAACCAGUUCCAGAAUCCAAGCAGAACGAUUUGGAGUACCUCGCGCCCCAGGAAAGCCGAUAUCCUCCGUACGCGUUUUGGUUCGGCAGGCCUUAUUACGAGCUGAACGACGACGACGGCGAUUACACCUACUUCAAUCGAAAGUCGAAACGACCGACGUCUACCGUAUCCUACGCCAAUGUUGGGGCUGGAUGGGGUCGCUGAGAAUCUCUCGUAAAGCGAACGAAUUUUUAAUCAGAAAAUCAUUAUUCGCAGUUCUAUCACGAUGUCAUG
Molecule: messenger RNA, 364 nt
Organism: Colletes gigas
Lineage: Eukaryota; Metazoa; Arthropoda; Insecta; Hymenoptera; Colletidae
Exons: 3
Coding region: 32-295 (87 amino acids)
Source: RefSeq, a predicted model, not a curated record